This is a messenger RNA of Parnassius apollo (apollo), 807 nucleotides long. The record is from the annotation of a GenBank genome assembly. NCBI's taxonomy places the organism in Eukaryota, Metazoa, Arthropoda, Insecta, Lepidoptera, Papilionidae.
AUGGAUCAACUGCUUACUUUAUUAGUGGUCGUCUUUUAUUCUGCCAUCUUGGGUGUAAACGGUAAAAAUCACGGCCCACGUAAAGUUCAUAAGACGACUGAUGGUAAGAUAGUAGGGGGGAGCGAAACUACUAUCCAAUCUUACCCUUACCAAGUAUACCUGUUGCUGAGGCAAGCGGGAACUGGUGACUAUUACCAGUGUGGAGGAUCAAUUGUUACUCAGCGGUGUGUUCUCACGGCCGCCCAUUGCGUCACUGGAAUGGAGUCAGCCAAUAUAAGAGUGGGAAGCACUGACGCUGCAAGCGGCGGCAAUACAUACGAUUCAAGAAUACUUGUCAGACAUCCAAAAUACAACGCUAGGACUAGUGACUACGAUGUUGCUCUAAUUAAACUGUUCAGACGCAUUACUAUAGAUGGCAGAAACACUGAACCGAUUAACUUGCCUUCGAGUAAUUGUGCUGUAUCUUCGGGGACAAACUUGACUGUCACGGGUUGGGGUGACACCAGUGAAAACGGCGACACGAGUAACACUUUAAUGGCUGUUAAUGUUGAUGCAGUAUCUGACGAUGACUGCAAACAAUCAUAUCCAAAUUUAACUCCUCGAAUGAUUUGUGCUGGUGUUCCUGAAGGUGGAAAAGAUUCAUGUCAGGGUGAUUCAGGUGGGCCUCUAGUUAGAACUGGAUCUAAAACACAAGUGGGAGUUGUAUCGUUUGGAUCAGGAUGUGCAAGGCCUAACACACCCGGUGUUUACAGCAAUUUAUGUAACCCUGAUAUUCAAAAGUGGAUCAAACAAAUGGGAUGUGCUUAA